Messenger RNA from Pogoniulus pusillus (Red-fronted tinkerbird), 4650 nucleotides. It is a transcript of the gene ROBO3, whose product is annotated as roundabout guidance receptor 3. Gene Ontology annotation, biological process: cell-cell adhesion. Bases 478 to 4650 code for a protein of 1390 amino acids. The transcript is spliced from 25 exons. Gene Ontology annotation, molecular function: protein binding. The record is from RefSeq and is a predicted model, not a curated record. NCBI's taxonomy places the organism in Eukaryota, Metazoa, Chordata, Aves, Piciformes, Lybiidae.
GGACCCGGGGGCGGUGCCGCUGCUGAGCCGAGUCGGGUCGUAGAGAGACGAGCCGAGCUCAGCUGAACCGAGCUCAGCCGAGCCAAGUCGUGCAAAGCCGCGCUGAGCUCAGCCGAGCCGGGUCGGGCCGCGCCGAGCCGACCCAGCUGAGCCAAGCCUAAGCGAGCUCGACAGAGCCGAGACUAAACAAGUUCGGCCGAACUAAGCCAGACCGAGAAGAGGCUGAAACGAGCUCUGCCUACUCGAGCCGGACAGAGCUCAGAGGAGCUGAACCAAGCCGAGGCAAUUCGAGCCGUGCUGAGCUCAACCAAGCCGAUCUGAACCAAGCUGAGCUGAACUGAGCUUUGCUGGGUCGGACCGAGCUCAGCCGAGUCGAGUUCAGCAGAGUUCAUCGGGGCUGAGGUAAGCCGAACCGGGCCGAGCAGAGCCGAGCUCAGCUGAGCUGUGCCGAGUCGGAGCGGGCUGAGCCGAGCCGGGAUGCUGCGGUACCUGCUGAAGACGCUGCUGCAGAUGAACCUUUUCGCCGACUCGCUGGGGACCGAGGGCUCCAACUCCUCCCAGCUCCUGCUCGGCAUCAACCGCUCCAUUGCCGCGCUCGGGCUGUCCCCCGGCAACGAGUCCUACCCGCCUCUGGAGGACACAGCACCUCGCAUCGUGGAGCACCCCACGGACCUCCUGGUCUCCAAGGGGGAGUCGGCCACCUUGAGCUGCAAGGCUGAAGGUCGCCCCUCACCCGCCGUGGAGUGGUACAAGGAUGGGGAGCGGGUGGAGACGGACCGGGAGGACCCCCGCUCCCACCGCACCCUCCUGCCGGGGGGGUCCCUCUUCUUCCUCCGCAUCCUCCACGGGAGGCGAGGCAAACCCGACGAGGGGGUCUACGUCUGCGUGGCCAGGAACUACCUGGGGGAGGCGACUAGCAGGAACGCUUCGCUGGAGGUGGCGGUGCUCCGGGACGACUUCCGGCUGUCCCCCGGGGACGUGGUGGUGGCGGCAGGCGAACCAGCGGUCCUGGAGUGUGUCCCCCCGCGGGGCCACCCCGAGCCCAGCGUCUCUUGGAAGAAGGACGGUGCCCGCCUCAGCGACAAGGAUGAGCGCCUGACGAUCCGCGGUGGGAAGCUGAUGUUGGCCAGCACCCGCAAGAGCGACGCUGGUGUCUACGUCUGCGUGGCCACCAACGUGGUGGGGGAGAGGGACAGCGAGCCGGCCGAGCUGGUGGUCUUUGAGCGGCCGGCGUUUGGCAAGAGGCCUCUCAACCAGGCGGUGCUGGUGGACGGGACGGCGGAGUUCCCCUGCCAGGCGCUGGGGGACCCUCGGCCGGCGGCUCGCUGGCGCAAGGAGGAGGGUGAGAUGUCACCAGGAAGGUGGGAGGUGCUGCCGGACAACACGCUGCGGCUCACCCGGCUGCGCCCGGAGGAUGAGGGCACCUACACCUGCGUGGCUGAAAACAGCGUGGGCAGGUCAGAGGCAUCGGGCACCCUCACUGUGCACGUGCCCCCCCAGCUUGUCACAGGGCCCCGGGACCAGACUGUCACCCCCGGCCAGAGCGUCACCUUCCAGUGCCAGAGCAAGGGCAACCCACCACCUGCUGUCUUCUGGCAGAAGGAGGGCAGCCAGACGCUGCUGUUCCCGGGCCAGCCCUCGCCCGCUCCGAGCCGGGUUUCGGUCAGCCCGGGGGGUGCCAUCACCAUCACCGAGGUCCAGCCCGCCGACGCCGGCUCUUACCAGUGCCAGGCCAUCAGCGUGGCCGGCAGCGUUCUGGCCAAGGCCCGGCUGCGAGUGGAAGCAGCUUCGGCUGAGCUCUUCCCGCCUCCGAACCACCGGGAACUCGCCAACCGGACGGUGCUGCCCGUGGGCGCUACGGCGUGGCUGCCGUGUCGGGUGGGUGACGGCAACCCCGCCGGCAGCGUGGGGUGGCUGAAGGAUGGGAGCGUCGUGGUGGGUGCUCAACCCCGCGUCAGCCUGCUGGAGAAUGGCACUCUGGAGAUCAACGGGCUCCGGGUGACAGACUCCGGGCACUACGAGUGUGUGGCCUCCAGCUCGGCAGGCGAGAUGCGCUGGGGCAGCACCCUGGAGGUGCAAGGUGAUGGACCUGAACUCUCCUCACCUUCCCCUAAGCCCAGUGUCCUCCCGGGGCCACCCUCGACUCCUGUGGUCACCAACGUCACCCAAAGCAGCGUUACCCUGAGCUGGAAGGGGACUGAGGACAGUGUCGCCGCUGGUGUCACCUCCUACCUCGUGGAGGCUUUCAGCCAGGCAGUGGGUGGCCCAUGGCAGACGGUGGCAGCUGAUGUGGAGGGUGAGACCUACACAGUGAGCGGCCUCGCGCCCGGCACUGUCUACCUCUUCAUGGUGAGGGCAGUCAAUGCCUAUGGGCUCAGCGAGCCCAGCGGCGUCUCGGAGCCUGUGCGCACCCAAGGUGAGACCCAUGCAAGCCCCACACAGCAAGAGUUGGACCUUGAUCAGGUCCAACGGGAGCUGGCACAAGUGACUGUGCACCUCCAGGAACCUGUGGUGCUACCACUGGGCACUGUCCGCCUCUCUUGGACCGUGGAGCACCAAGCGCCCUUCCUUCAGGGCUACCGGGUGCUGCUCCGGCGGCGCGGCGGGCGCUGGGAGGAGGCGCGGGCGGUGAGGGAGCCGGCAGAGCGCGGGGUCCUGCUCACCGAGCUGCGCCGCGGCCAGGACUACGAGGUCAAGGUGCGAGCCUACUUCGGGCACCUCCACGGCCCCGACAGCGCUGUGCGCGCCCUGCGCACCCCCGAGGCAGCCCCCAGUGCCCCACCAAGAGCUGUCAGCGUGGCUGGUAACGGCACCAGCGUCCGCAUCUCGUGGCAGCCACCACCACUGGCUGAGCAGAAUGGUGUCAUCCGGGACUACCGGAUCUGGUGCCUGGGCAACGAGAGUCGCUUCCACAUCAACCAGAGCGUCGAGGGGACAGUGCUGGCGACGGUGCUGCAGGGUCUGGUCCCUGGCAUCCCUUACCAUGCUGAAGUUGCUGCCGCCACCAGCGCCGGCGUUGGCACCCGCAGUGCUCCUGUCCCCAUCCACAUCGGUGAGUCCCUCACCACCACCACUGCCCCCAUGGGUUGGGAGGUUGACAGGGGCCACCCCAGUGCUAGGAGUCAGCUCCUGGGUACUAGCACUGGUGUGUGCCCGUUCCCACUGUCGCCUGCAGCGCCCCCGGUGGAGCAGGACGUGAGGCCGGCGGGCGGUGGCAGCUUGGCAGAGCGCUUGGCAGAGGUGGCCAGGCGCCCAGCCUUCAUCGCCGGCGUCGGCGGCGCCUGCUGGGUCCUCCUCGCCACCUUCGCCACUUGGCUCUAUGGCCGACGCCGCAGGAAGAAGGAGCUCAGCCACUUCACUGCGUCCUUUGCCUACACACCCACCGGUAAGCCCCUAGGUGCCGCAGGGACUCGGCAUUGCUCUUCCCCACGCUCACCCUCACCUCUUUCCACAGUUGCCUUCCCAGCUCCGGUGCGCAGCAGCCCCAGGGCAGCUGCCAGUGCUGGCUACCCAUGGCUGGCAGACACCUGGCGCGGUGGUGGCAGCAGUGGUGGUGGCAGUGUGGGUGGCAGUGGUGUUGCAACCACCACUUGCUUGGGGAUCACUGAAAGAUACUACAAUGAUGCUGGCAUCAGCAGAUACAUCGCCCAGACAGAGCAGUUUGGGGCAGGGGCUGGCGAGGGGCCAGUUUACAGCACCAUCGAGGUGGGUGGUGAGGAGCUCCACACCUUCCCCCGGCCUUUCUCACAGCAUGGCACACCCUACCCUGGGGGCCCUCCCCAGCCGAUGGAUGUCUUGAGCCCCCAGGCACCCCAUGGCUGGACUGAGCAAGGGGCCAAAGGCAAGAAGUUGGGGCACGCGGUGAAGCCACCAGUGGUGAACUGGACGGAGCUGCUGCCCCCACCACCCUCAGCCAGCGAGCUCAGCCAGUGCACCCAGGAGGAGGAGGAAGAGGAGGAUGAAGAGGAAGCAGCAGCCCAAGGGCUGGGGACAGGGGAGUGGUACCCUGGUGAGGCUGCUCCCUGUGCCACUGCUGCGUCGUCUCCCACCGCCUGCUCUGGCUGCCGCUCCACUGCCACGCUGAUGCUGUCACCCCAUGCCACCGAGGACAUCCCCCGUGCCCGCAGCUUCGAGAGCCCCUGUCUGCCCUGGAGACCCUCCCUGGGCACCGCCACCCCUCCGCGAGCACCCAGCCCCCCGUCGAGUCCCGAUGCCAACGAGGGUCACCUGCCGCGCUCUCGCCGCGCCCCUGGCUCAGGGAAAAGCCGCCGGGAGCCGCCGCGGAGCCGCCCGAAGCCCCGGUGCAGCCGGUACCGCCGGGAAAAGCCGCAAGGAGACCUGCCGCCGCCACCGCUGCCGCCGCCGGGCCAGACCCUGGUGCCGGAGCCGAGCGCGGCCGAGCGCAAGGUGCCCCCGCAGCAGCCACCCUGCGGCGAUGACAUCACCUCCUACGUCAAACCCCCUUGCUUGCCCCGUGGGCAGGUGUCUGGCAGCUGCUCCACCACGGGCAGCGUCUCCUCCCGCGGCUCCAGCAGCUCCCGCGGGCACGGCUCCGGGCGCAGCCGGACACCGGGGGACCGCGGUGAAGGGACCGGGCAUCGCCGCCGCCCGGGGCCUCCAUUUGCCUGCUCGGCGCAGGAGAAGCGAUGA